Fomitopsis serialis is the source of this 981-nucleotide messenger RNA. RefSeq lists its product as uncharacterized. The record is from RefSeq and is a predicted model, not a curated record. Bases 1 to 981 code for a protein of 326 amino acids. NCBI's taxonomy places the organism in Eukaryota, Fungi, Basidiomycota, Agaricomycetes, Polyporales, Fomitopsidaceae. The transcript is spliced from 3 exons.
AUGUUUCCAGAUGCCCCGUUCGUCCGCCCAGGCUACGAUGACGACCGGACCUGUCCUGCAUGCGACAAAACUUUCAGGACGAGCCAGGGAGUCAUGGCGCACUUGUCCACUGCCCGGUCGUGCAAGUGGUAUAGGAAAGGCAAGAAUGCGGCCCGACGAGUUCAUACCGUCCCGGAAGUUGUGGAGAGCGAAGCCAAUGAGGUGACCAGUUCGAGUGCCAGCUCUAGUUCCAUGGACGUAGACCGCGAGGACUUCCUUGACGCCCUGGAACAUGGUGAUCUGUUUCAUUUUGAAGUCCCUGAGUCUACGCACGCGGGCAUCCCAGCGUUGGACGACGAUGAAGAUACGAGAGUGGUUGAAGAAGACACUGUGGCUGGAAAAGUCAUAAGGAUGGAGAAGAGCAUCGUCGAGACCUGGAGGGCGUACUUCGCUGAAGACCCAGGCCAAGAUUCUGCUGGUGAGGAUGUCCCAAUGGACGUGGAUGGGGAGGAUGUAUCGAUGGACGUGGACGGCGAGGAAGAUACCGACCCCAAUCUCAAAUGGAAACCCUUCGCAUCCGAGUUGGAUUGGCGGGUUGCAACGUGGGUUAUCAGGGAGGACGUGGGGCAGAGAGCCAUCAAUAGGUUCCUGAGUAUACCUGGGGUGCUUGAAAAGCUGGGGCUCACCUUCAAAGACGUACGGCAGCUUUUUAUGAAGGUCGAUACCAUCCCCGACAGAGCAACGUGGAAGACGACGUCUCUGACCUUUCCUGACCGACUGGACGAGGUACAUCUUGUACGCUACCGGGAUAUUCUAGAGGCUAUCAAAGCUUUGUUCGGUAACCCCGCCCACGCCAAAGAUAUUGUCUAUCGGCCCAGGCGGGUCUUCGCGGAUGUGUCCCGCACAAGACGGAUAUUCACAGAAAUGUGGACGGGACUCUGGUGGAGCGCCGUACAGGUAUAUGAGUCCCAUACUUCCCGUUUGGAAGGCACUUAUCUCUGA